UAGUCUUAAAAAUAAAAGGGCAUAUUAGUCACUUCAGUUGAAGUCUGCGACUCUGACUCGCCAUAAUGUCAGACCCGUUAUCGUAAUUUUCCACUCAAUUGCCACAUUUAAAACACAGCAUUCCCUCUCAUCCUUCCCUCCCCCAACGCUGUUUCUCCUAACUCUUUAAAAAGGCAGAGCAAAACAGAACAGUUAAAACAAAAAGAACAAGAAAAAUGGCUCCACUGAAAGCGGCGCAAAGCUUUCCAUCGAUAACGGAAUGCGACGGUUCUACGUACGAAUCGAUCGCCGCUGAUCUCGAUGGCACGCUUUUAAUCUCUCGAAGCUCUUUUCCUUACUUCAUGCUCGUCGCCGUGGAAGCGGGAAGCCUCUUUCGAGGUCUUAUCCUUCUUCUCUCUCUGCCUCUGAUAAUUAUUUCUUAUCUCUUCGUUUCCGAAGCUAUUGGUAUCCAAAUCCUCAUUUUUAUCUCCUUCGCUGGACUCAAGAUCCGCGACAUCGAGCUCGUCUCCCGCGCUGUUCUUCCCAGAUUUUAUGCUGCGAAUGUGAGGAAGGAAAGUUUCGAAGUGUUUGACAGAUGCAAGAGGAAGGUGGUGGUGACGGCGAAUCCGACAUUCAUGGUUGAGCCGUUUGUGAAGGAUUUUCUAGGUGGAGAUAAGGUUUUGGGCACGGAGAUUGAAGUGAACCCUAAAACAAAGAAGGCCACGGGGUUUGUCAAGAAGCCAGGGGUUUUAGUAGGAAAGUUGAAGAGAUUGGCCAUUUUCAAGGAGUUCGGUGAUGAAUCACCUGAUCUUGGAAUCGGAGACCGUGAAUCUGAUCACGAUUUCAUGUCAAUUUGCAAGGAGGGUUACAUGGUGCACCCUAGUAAGUCAGCAACACCGGUACAACUGGAUCGUUUAAAAAGCCGCAUCAUCUUUCAUGAUGGUCGCUUUGUUCAGCGCCCGGACCCACUCAAUGCCUUAAUCACUUAUAUUUGGCUGCCAUUUGGCUUCAUCCUAUCCAUCAUUCGAGUUUACUUCAAUCUACCUUUACCAGAGCGUAUUGUACGCUACACAUACGAAAUGCUGGGUAUCCACCUCGUGAUCCGUGGGAAGAGACCUCCCCCACCAUCUCCUGGGACUCCAGGUAACCUCUACGUCUGCAAUCACCGUUCAGCUCUUGAUCCAAUUGUGAUCGCCAUCGCACUCGGACGCAAAGUUUCGUGUGUUACAUACAGCGUAAGCCGUCUCUCGAGGUUCCUUUCCCCAAUCCCAGCGAUUGCUUUAACUCGUGAUCGUGCGGCUGAUGCUGCCCGAAUUUCAGAACUAUUACAAAAAGGUGAUUUAGUGGUGUGUCCAGAGGGGACCACGUGCCGCGAGCAGUUCUUAUUACGAUUCAGUGCUUUGUUUGCAGAAAUGAGCGAUAGGAUAGUGCCCGUGGCGGUCAAUUGCAGGCAAAACAUGUUUUAUGGGACGACCGUGAGAGGGGUCAAAUUUUGGGACCCUUAUUUUUUCUUCAUGAAUCCUAGGCCAACAUACGAGGUCACUUUCCUUGAUCGAUUGCCGGAGGAGAUGACGGUGAAGGCCGGAGGGAAAUCGGCUAUUGAGGUGGCUAAUCACGUGCAGAAGGUGCUGGGUGAUGUCCUGGGGUUUGAGUGCACUGGAUUGACAAGGAAGGAUAAAUAUAUGUUGCUUGGGGGAAAUGAUGGUAAGGUUGAAUCGAUUUACAAUGCAAAGAAAUAAUUUCGGUUGUCGCAUCUUGGUGUUGUGCUAUGGGAUUUUCUUAAAAACAUUUGGAUUUAUAGAGUGAGGGGCUUAGUUACUCUGUUAUUUUUCUAAAGUCAUCGUGGGAGGAACUAAUUUGGGUUGAGAUAUUACUUAAAAAAAAAGUCUACAGGGUUUUAUGGAGUAUUUGUUAAAUGUGUAAUUGUUUAGACUUUCGGAUAUUUUUCAUAUAAAUGUUGGUAACGUUUUAUGGAUUAUUUACCAUCGUCAUGAUGAAAUUAUAUAUGACAAAUUUUAGUUGCUCCACU
Molecule: messenger RNA, 2008 nt
Organism: Durio zibethinus
Lineage: Eukaryota; Viridiplantae; Streptophyta; Magnoliopsida; Malvales; Malvaceae
Product: putative glycerol-3-phosphate acyltransferase 8
Biological process (GO): cutin biosynthetic process
Cellular component (GO): membrane
Molecular function (GO): phosphatase activity; glycerol-3-phosphate 2-O-acyltransferase activity
Source: RefSeq, a predicted model, not a curated record